CUUGUCGUAAACUUGUCGUCCAGGCGCGGCGAACACGACUCGCAAUCGUUCUCUCUCCUUCCCCAACAUCAGCCCAUUGGCAAUUCGGAUUCGCACACACACAAACUCAUGCCGAGUAUGUGCAGGCACAUGUCACAGACUGAAACGCUCUCACCGACCUCCUCCUCACCCCACUCGCCCUCGCAACCAAAUCGGUCCAAGAGGCCGGUGGGAGCUGGACGCGAAAACCGCCAAAAUUAUGACAACUGCCGCCUCGACGGAGUGACCUUCACUCGUCGCCGUCAGACUCGCCGUUCGUCUUCGCUGACGGCCUGGCAGGCAGCUUUUCCCGUCUCCUCGCCGUUGUGCUACGUUGCUUUACGUUACAUUGGUCAGCGCUCAAUGCAGUCGCCAAUCGACAUUCGUAUCAGUCCUCGCCGUUCGCCAAUUUUGACUAAUCGACGCGUUUACUGCUGUCACAAACAUCUUCGCCGUUCGCAGGUGCCUCACUCCAAUGGACACUGCCGCCCGAAGUCUGAAACAGGCUUGCGGACGACCGCGCGGGUUGCCUCGCCGUUCGACAUUAUCCAUUUCCACUUCGACAUCGUGUAUGCUUGUCUUGCAUGCGUCUUCGUCUUGGCGGACUUUCUUUUUCGAAUAAAGUAUUGUUCUCGUCACUACCAGCAAAUCAGUAGUAUGAGAUGCAUCACCCUAUUUCGUGUAAGGUGA
Molecule: messenger RNA, 708 nt
Organism: Protopolystoma xenopodis
Lineage: Eukaryota; Metazoa; Platyhelminthes; Monogenea; Polystomatidea; Polystomatidae
Source: the annotation of a GenBank genome assembly